AUGUGCAACGAUCCAAGUACAAACGGCCAGAAUGGCGACGCCAACGGCAUCACCAACGGUAACGGCGCCGACAAGAAGCCUAGAUCCGUCCCAUACAAGGCCAUUGGCGACUACCUAUCAAAUACCGGCCGCUUCAAGAUUAUUGAGAGCACGCUCCGUGAGGGUGAGCAAUUCGCCUCGGCGUUUUUCGAUACUGCAACCAAGGUCAAGAUCGCAACGGCUCUCUCAGACUUCGGCGUGGAUUACAUUGAGUUGACUUCGCCGGCGGCGUCUCCUCAAUCCAAGGCUGAUUGCGAGACAAUCUGCAAGCUUGGUCUCAAGGCCAAAAUCCUCACUCAUGUGAGAUGUACAAUGGAGGAUGCUAAGUUGGCGGUGGAGACCGGUGUUGAUGGUGUCGACGUUGUUAUCGGAACCUCCUCCUUCCUCCGCGAGUUCUCCCACGGCAAGGACAUGGCAUACAUCACCAAGUCCGCCAUCGAGGUCAUCGAGUUCGUCAAGAGCAAGGGUCUCGAGAUCCGCUUCUCCUCCGAGGACUCCUUCCGCUCCGACUUUGUCGACCUUCUCGCCCUCUACAAGGCCGUCGACGAGGCUGGUGUUGACCGUGUUGGUAUCGCCGACACCGUCGGGUGCGCUUCCCCACGUACCGUCUACGAGCUGAUCCGCACCCUCCGUGGAGUCAUCAGCCAGAAGACCGAUAUCGAGACACAUUUCCACAACGACACCGGCUGUGCUAUUGCAAACGCCUUUGUCGCCUUAGAAGCCGGAGCAACACACGUCGACACUUCGGUACUGGGUAUCGGUGAGCGCAACGGUAUCACCCCGCUCGGUGGUUUCCUCGCCCGCAUGAUCGUCGAGGACCGCGACUACGUGCUGUCCAAAUAUAAGCUGCAGAAGCUCAAGGAGAUCGAGGACAUGGUUGCCGAGGCAGUCGAGGUCAACGUUCCGUUCAACAACUACGUGACUGGCUUCUGUUCAUUUACGCACAAGGCUGGCAUCCACGCCAAGGCUAUCCUCAACAACCCCUCCACAUACGAGAUCCUCAACCCCGCGGAUUUCGGAAUGACCCGCUAUGUUCACUUCGCGUCGAGAAUCACGGGAUGGAACGCCAUCAAGAGCCGUGUCGAGCAAUUGGGCUUGAAGAUGACUGAUGAUCAAGUUAAGGCUCUUACGGCCAAGAUCAAGGAGCUGGCGGAUAUCCGUCCACUCGCGAUUGACGAUACGGACGCGGUGAUUAGGUCAUUCCACCUGGACUUGGCUGAUAAAUAG
Molecule: messenger RNA, 1266 nt
Organism: Pseudogymnoascus destructans
Lineage: Eukaryota; Fungi; Ascomycota; Leotiomycetes; Thelebolales; Thelebolaceae
Product: Saccharopine dehydrogenase
Exons: 8
Coding region: 1-1266 (421 amino acids)
Cellular component (GO): mitochondrion
Molecular function (GO): homocitrate synthase activity
Source: RefSeq, a predicted model, not a curated record